This is a messenger RNA of Aphis gossypii (cotton aphid), 1233 nucleotides long. RefSeq lists its product as uncharacterized. The record is from RefSeq and is a predicted model, not a curated record. The transcript has a single exon. The coding region runs from base 1 to 1233 and encodes 410 amino acids. NCBI's taxonomy places the organism in Eukaryota, Metazoa, Arthropoda, Insecta, Hemiptera, Aphididae.
AUGUGCUUACUAAGUAUCGAGUUUUUGGUGACACACGUUGUUAUAUGUACUCGGUGGAAUGGCAGAAAUGAAGUGGAUGACAUCAUAUCAGCUGAAAUUCCUGAUCCAGUCACUGAUCCCCGUCUACACGACAUUGUGACGACACAGAUGGUGCAUGGACCGUGCGGUGCAUUAAAUCCAUUAUCGCCUUGCAUGGCUGAUGGAAAGUGCACAAAACGAUAUCCGCGACCGUUAGUUGCUGAAACAGUCACAGGGAACGAUGGAUAUCCAGUUUAUCGUCGGCGUUCAAAAGAAGAUAACGGUCGAACUAUCAAAGUUAAAGUUCAAAAUCAAGAGAUUGAGAUCGGAAAUGAAUUCAUUGUACCAUAUUGCCCGCUGCUAUCACGAAUUUUCGAAACACAUGCAAACGUUGAGAGUUGUCAUUCGGCCAAAUCAAUCAAAUAUUUGUGCAAGUACGUCACAAAAGGCAGCGACAUGGCUGUGUUUGGUAUUGCGUCGGAAAAUGUGAAUGACGAAAUCAGCAACUUCCAAAUGGGCAGAUACGUCAGUACUAAUGAAGCACUGUGGCGAUUAUUGUCAUUUCAAAUUCAUGAAAGAUAUCCCACAGUUGUACAUUUAGCAGUGCAUUUGGAAAAUGGCCAAAGAGUUUACUUCACUGAGGCUAAUGCGGCACAACGAGCUGAGAGACCACCAUCGACAACAUUGACUAGCUUCUUUGCAAUGUGUGAAGCAGAUCCAUUCGCAGCGACGCUGAUGUACGUUGAAAUGCCCAAGUAUUACACUUGGAAUCAAUCAACAAAGAAAUUCCAACGUCGCAAACAAGGAACCCCAGUUCCAGACUGGCCACAGGUGUUUUCAACUGAUGCACUAGGUCGUAUGUACACUGUUCAUCCUAGAAACGAUGAAUGUUUUUAUUUGCGACUGCUGUUAGUAAAUGUACGUGGACCGAAAUCAUUUGCGCAUUUGAAAACUGUGAAUGGCCACCAAUGCCAAACAUAUCGAGAAGCAUGUCAACUAUUGGGUUUGCUGGAGAACGAUUCUCAUUGGGAUUUAACACUUGCAGAUUCAGUUGUUUCAUCAAAUGCGUACCAAUACGAACGCUGUUCGCAAUUAUCAUCACCACAUGUUUUCCUUCACAACCAAUUCAGUUAUGGAACAAAUACAAAGACGCCAUAUGUGAAGAUAUCUUGCAUCGCUUGCGUAUUCAAACGAAUAAUCCUGACAUCCAAAUAA